AUGUUACGAUCACUUUUAUCAUUUGGUCAGCGCAACACAGAUUACAUCUUUCCAACCGUUGAUCCAAAAAAGGAUGGACCGGACUGCAAGCAAGAUUGCGCCGAUUGCACGGUUGAAUUCCCGUCCAAGGUGAAAAUCGAGAGCUUGACACCGCUCUACGGACACAUCAAACGAGUCGAUACACAUGUACUGGUGGCUACGGGAAAGUCAGACUGGGUAGAAAAAGUGACGCAAGAAAAAGGCAGUUUGAUGGAAGCAUUAGACUCUGUCAAGCCACGACAUGGUCGAAUCAUGAUAUCUGCGUCAAAUCUCCGCUCGCCGGAGAACCAUGAGACCGAGAAGGAUAACGAGGGAAAUACCGUGCUGAUUCUACCUUCAUUCACGUUUGUGGACGCCGUAAAGCCCGGGGAUGUGCGAGAGCUGGUUGAACGCUACAUCGACACGCCGCAGGACGCUGGAAACUCGCAGUCGAAUUCUGCACUUAGGUCACGACAGUGCGAGUAUGAUUAUGUUGUGCUCUUGUGCUCGCAUAAAAGGCGAGAUGCCCGUUGCGGGAUCACAGCGCCGUUGAUCAAGAAAGAGCUUGAAAGACAUCUGCGUCCUCUUGAACUAUAUCGCGAUGCACAUGAUGAGCGCCCCGGGGGUGUUGGGAUAUUCUUCGUCUCACAUGUCGGUGGUCAUAAAUUCGCGGCUAAUGUCAUGAUCUAUCGCAAGAAGGAGCAGCAGAUGAUAUGGUUGGCGCGGGUCAGGCCGGAACAUUGCGAGGGCAUUGUGAAGUACACCCUUUUGCAGGGCAAAGUGGUACAUCCAGAGAGUCAGCUUAGAGGCGGUUUUGAUCGGCUUCGGGGAUUGACGAGUUGGUGA
Messenger RNA from Aspergillus udagawae, 864 nucleotides. Its product is annotated as sucrase/ferredoxin-like domain-containing protein. Bases 1 to 864 code for a protein of 287 amino acids. NCBI's taxonomy places the organism in Eukaryota, Fungi, Ascomycota, Eurotiomycetes, Eurotiales, Aspergillaceae. The record is from RefSeq and is a predicted model, not a curated record. The transcript is spliced from 2 exons.